Penicillium subrubescens is the source of this 1923-nucleotide messenger RNA. RefSeq lists its product as uncharacterized. Lineage: Eukaryota; Fungi; Ascomycota; Eurotiomycetes; Eurotiales; Aspergillaceae. Gene Ontology annotation, molecular function: catalytic activity. The coding region runs from base 1 to 1923 and encodes 640 amino acids. The record is from RefSeq and is a predicted model, not a curated record. The transcript has a single exon.
AUGAGCGGCAACAAAUUCCCCGUCGAUCUCAAGCAGUUCAAGCAACUGAAACUUGACCCCAAGAGUAACACCCUCACUGCUGACCAGAAGAGCGAUCUCCAGCAUAACAUCAACAUCUUCCGUGAUGCCAUCAUUGCUUUCACCGCGACCGGUGCUGCUCGAGGCGUGUCGGGCCACACCGGUGGCCCCUUCGACACAGCCCCGGAAGUCUGCAUUCUACUUGCCAUGAUCAAUGCGAACCCCAAUGGCUUUGUCGACGCACUUUACGAUGAGGCCGGCCACCGUGUCGCCACACAGUAUCUUCUAGCUGCCAUGGACGGCAAGAUUGACCCUGAACACCUCCUCAACUACCGCGAUGCCAACUCGAAACUCCCCGGUCACCCCGAGCUGGGCCUCACGCCCGGCAUCAAGUUCAGCUCCGGUCGUCUGGGACACAUGUGGGGAAUGGUCAACGGUAUUGCGAUGGCCAACAACAAUAAGAAUGUCCUGAUGCUGGGCUCUGAUGGUUCGCAGCAGGAAGGAAAUGACGCUGAGGCUGCGCGUAUUGCGGUCGCCCGCAACCUCAACGUCAAGCUGUUCAUUGAUAACAACGAUGUCACAAUUGCUGGUCACCCUUCCCAGUAUCUGAAGGGUUAUGAUAUUGCUAAGACCCUUGAGGGUCACGGCUUGCACGUUGUUCGCGCAGAGGGCGAGAAUCUGGACUCUCUGUACCCGGCGGUCGCCGAAGUCAUCAACCACAAGGGCCCUGCUGCGGUUGUCAUCAACCGAAAAAUGGCAGCUGGUAUCGAGGGAAUUGAAGGUGAAACUCACGCACACGACGUUAUCACUGUCGAUAUCGCCCGCAAGUACCUCACAAAGCGGGGAUACAGCAAGGAGCAGCUUGCUUUCUACGAUGACAUUAAGGCCCGAUCCAAUCCCCACCAGUACGAAGGUUCCACCAAGGAUAAGGGUGCCAACCGUGUCAUCUUCGGCGAGGCUGUCAACUCAAUUCUUGAUGGCCUUAGCAAAGAAGAAGCGGCUCGCCGUGUCAUGGUGAUUGACUCGGAUCUCGCUGGUUCUACCGGCCUGAAAGCCAUUGGGGCUCAGCACCCGGAGGUCUUCAUCCCCUCUGGUGUCAUGGAGCGUGGCAACUUCUCAGCAGCUGCCGGUUUCGGCUUUGGCAGCAAUGGCGAGCGUCAAGGUGUUUUUUCCACUUUCUCUGCUUUCCUGGAGAUGUGUGUUUCCGAGAUUACCAUGGCCCGUCUGAACAACUGCACCGUUCUCUCCCACUUCUCGCACAGCGGUGUUGACGAGAUGGCGGACAACACCUGUCACUUUGGCCUGAACCACUUCUUUGCCGAUAAUGGCCUCAUGGAUGCCGAGACGACUUCGCUGUACUUCCCUGCUGACGGCGAGCAGAUGAAGGCCGUCGUGAGCAAGGUCUUCUGGGACCAGGGCAUGCGAUUCAUCUUCUCCACUCGCGCCAAGGUGCCUUAUAUCCUGAAGGAGGGCACUGACCAGAAGCUCUAUGGCGAGGGCUACAAGUUUGUGCCUGGUAAAGAAGAAGUCAUCCGCAAGGGUACCGCCGGCUAUAUCGUCACCUAUGGUGAUAUGGUCUACCGAUCGCUCGAUGCCGUUGAGCGUCUGCGCAGAGACGGUCUUGAUGUCGGUUUGAUCAACAAGCCGACCCUAAACGUCGUCGACGAGGAUGCUAUCCGUAUCUACGGCUCUACUCCAUUUGUCCUUGUCGUUGAAUCUAUCGCUCAGAAGACUGGUCUCGGCUCUCGCCUCGGCUCCCAGCUUCUGGAGCGCAAGCUCACGCCCAAGUACAAGACCAUGGGCGCUGUUAAGGAGGGCUGUGGCGGUCUUUACGAGCAGAUCAACGCCCAAGGUCUCGGCCCCGACGAUAUCGUCGCUGCUGUGAAGGAAGUUGCCGGAAAAUAG